Messenger RNA from Parasteatoda tepidariorum (common house spider), 668 nucleotides. The record is from RefSeq and is a predicted model, not a curated record. NCBI's taxonomy places the organism in Eukaryota, Metazoa, Arthropoda, Arachnida, Araneae, Theridiidae.
UUCAAAUAAUUGAUUGAUUUCAGUUUCCUCCAACUACAGAGAAUCGUUAUCCUCCGAUGCGACAUCAUAAUGGCCUGCAAACAACUCGUAUUGGUUUAGAAUUUAAAAUUGACCAUGGUCAUUUUUAUAGAGGAGAAAUCAAGAUUGUAUGCAUGAGUUCAAUCCCCCAGGUGUAUUCUAGUACCAGCGAAGAAUUGGUGAUUGGAGAUCGUGGUUCUUCCAUUAAUCCCUAUCACGUUUACCACUCAGCUCCCGGUCAAAAGGGUCCAGUCAUCGAGAAUAAUUUACCUUACUACCAUGUAGGAGAUUUAGUAAAUAUCACCUGUUCAUCAGCUAAGUCUCCAAUACCUGUACACAUAAGGUGGUUUGUGAAUGAUAUGGAGGCAAAAAUGGAACACCUGAUAAAAUAUUCCACACUUCGUUAUUCAGAUGGAACAGAAGUCUCAAGUUUAGGACUUCGAAUGAAAGUGGAGCAUCAUCAUUUCAAAAAUGACGAACUUCGUCUUAAAUGUACAACGACGCUUUACAGAAUGCUGACGAUGCGAGCUGAAAAGACAUUGUUUAGGUAUAACCAGCAAAAUUCUGGUUUCCAUACAGCAGAAAAUAAAUGUGAAGGGAUUCUUCUUAUUCAGGAGGAGCUAGUGGGUAACUUUGGGAUUGUUGGAUAA